ACAGUUCUUGUAGACAUUUUGUCGGCUCUGGAAAUUAUGGACGGUUUUAAACUCAGGGAAUGGUACUGCUGAGGUAGUCGAAAAGCCAAACAACGUCGGCAGUCGAAACCAAGCUCAUAUAUAUUCGGGGAGGAGAGAGACUGCCGAGUUGCCAUCAUGCCUUUGGUGACGCGAAACAUCGAACCGCGAAACCUUUGUCGCCAGACACUGCCGAAUACAGUCAAGAGUGAACUGGAGUGUGUGACCAACAUCACACUUGCCAACAUCAUUCGCCAGCUCGGCUCACUUAGCAAGUAUGCGGAGGAUGUGUUUGGAGAACUGUUUGUUCAGGCUAGCGCGUUUGCAGAACGGGUAAACACGCUGGGAGAUAGAGUGGAUAAGCUGCAGGUGAAAGUCACUCAACUGGACCCAAAAGAAGAGGAAGUUUCUCUUCAGGCGAUCACCUCCCGCAAAGCAUUCCACUCUAAUGUUUCCCAGGAUCAGCAGCUCUUUACUAGAAGAUCACUACCACAGCCUAUCCAAGAGACUUAUCAGACCUGCAACCAGCCACCCCCCCUCAACAACCUCAGCAUUUACCGGGAUGAUGGCAAGGAGGCUCUCAAAUUCUACACUGAUCCGUCAUAUUUCUUUGACCUUUGGAAAGAGAAAAUGCUUCAAGAUACCAAGGAUAUUAUGAAAGAGAAACGCAAGCACAAGAAGAAGAAAGAUGACAACCUUAACCGAAGAAACUUAAACCCCCGAAAGAUCAAAACCCGUAAAGAUGAAUGGGAACGCCUAAAAAUGGGGCAGGAGUUUGUCGUCCCCAAAAAUGAUGCUACAGGCUCUUCAGAAGUAUUGAAUGGCAGCAUUUGCUCUGGUGAGGACAUGGGUUAUUCUGAUGGGUACUUGGACCAAAGCACUGGCUCCUACAGUUAUGAUGCUGGCUCUCCUUUGCCACCACCGAUGCAAGAAGACUUCCCACCCCCGCCACCUCCAGACAUGCCGUAUCUUGAUGGACAGUCUGGUGCUCCGCCCCAGUCGCGCAACAGUCUUUUAAGCCCCGCUCACCCUCCUCCAGCUCCACCAACGAUGGCAACUUCUCCGCCAGGUCGUCCGACUGUGGCCCCUCCAAUGGCACCACCUCCACCCCCGCCACCUGGUGGGAUGAUUCCACCUCCACCACCUCUAGGAUUUGAUUUAACCCCAUCUCCUCCUCCUCCGUUCUUCAGCAAUGCUGCUCCCAUUCCACCACCACCACCCAUGGAAGCCUCUAUUGCAGCUCCUCCUCCACCACCCAUGGCAGGUGCACCACCUCCUCCUCCACCUCCUCCUCCUCCACCAGGCCCACCUCCUCCCUCUGCAGCACCGCCUCCCUCAGGAGGGCUACCUGCCUCUGCACCCAAGGCCCAGCCUGCUCCUGCUCCUGCAGGUGAUGGUCGCAGUGAUCUUCUUGCAGCUAUUCGUCAAGGAUUUAACCUUCGUAAAGUGGAGGAACAGAGAGAGCAGGAGAAGAGAGAUCACGUGGGCAAUGAUGUCUCAGCCAUCCUGUCCCGCCGCAUUGCUGUGGAGUGCAGCGACUCGGAGGAUGAUUCAUCUGAGUUUGACGAUGAUGAGUGGUCUGACUAAAGCUAUCAUCCCGCCCCUUUGUCACCUCUGUUAUGACAUCAAGAUCAUUCCCUUUUAGACCUCACACUUCUCAUGUUAGCUGUUUAAACUUCAGUAAGACCAAAUGCAGAGUUGCCGAGGGCCACAGAUUGUCUGUGUGUGUGACUGUGUCCAGAGGGUUGAGUCAGUUCUAAUCGAGAGUGUGAAUUAUUUAGUUGAUAAGCCUUCUCUUGUUUCAGAGGGCCUGUACGUUUUGUAUUAUGUCUCCAAAGUAAGGUAAACUGAAACUGUGCAUGCGUGCUUGUGCUUCCACAUUUCUCCUGUUUAUACAUCAGUAUCAUAUGUAAACAAAUCAUAAUGUUUCACAGUAUCUUUUUAAACUAAUCACAUAAACCUUACUUACAAGGCAAGGCAAAUUGAUAAUUUUGCAAUAAAAAAACUAAGAUACUCUUGGUUCACAUAUACUUUCUACUCUUCUUGUUGGAUAAAGUAGACUGUUGUCCUGGCAGUAUUUUCCUUUUCAUUGCAAUUAAAGAAGCACAAACACUCCACACCAAAAGUCUUUAAAUGGCUUCUGGUUGUCUUCAUCGCCUUGUGCUUGUCACUGUUAACGCCACAAUUUGCGGCCCUCAGGUCUGACUGAAUGAUGUUUGUGUUGGCAAAUUGCUAUUUAGUAGUAUUUCUUUGUUAAUCUCAUUCUCCAAAGUGCCUGCUUUUUCGUAAUACAAGUGCCUGUUGAUUUAAUGCCAAAGUUUUAGAAAUUAUGCAAGAUUUUGAAAUCAAAGAAAAGUGAGAUUUUGUUUUAUUUGAUGUUUGUGGGUAAUAAUUCCAAGAAUUUUCUAUCAGCAGUUUAUUAAAAUAAAGAUCUUAAGUAUA
Messenger RNA from Triplophysa rosa, 2460 nucleotides. RefSeq names its product WASP family member 2 (gene wasf2). Gene Ontology annotation, biological process: actin cytoskeleton organization; positive regulation of Arp2/3 complex-mediated actin nucleation. Gene Ontology annotation, cellular component: cytoskeleton. The record is from RefSeq and is a predicted model, not a curated record. The transcript has 9 exons. Lineage: Eukaryota; Metazoa; Chordata; Actinopteri; Cypriniformes; Nemacheilidae. Bases 157 to 1605 code for a protein of 482 amino acids. Gene Ontology annotation, molecular function: protein kinase A regulatory subunit binding; Arp2/3 complex binding; actin binding.